AUGGCUGCGACAACUCUCUUGCUCUCUCCAACUACACCAUCUGACUAUUUCCGUAUAAUCUCUCCAACGUUAUCUGUACCAACAGACCCUCAAAUAUCCACCCCAGUGGGGCUCUUAGCAUGCCAACGUGACCCACUCCUGCGUACCCUUGAGACCACCGUCGUCACGGCAUACGUCUCUCAGCCUCCUCCUCCACAAGCAUCAGCAGGGAAAAAGACCAAGAAAGCCGUACUCGCCCCGGACCUCCCCAACGAACCUCUGCUGCAUGUUCUCCUGCACGAUACCGUCAUAUUCCCGGAGGGCGGAGGGCAGCCCACCGACACCGGAAUCAUCGAGACGACUGCUGAUGGGAAGGCCUGGGAGGUCGUGCAGGCGAAGAGACAUGGUGGGCAUGCGGUGCACUAUGUGAAGCUCCCUACCGGAGUGGACGCAGAUGCAGGGUUGCUUGCAUUCCAGCCUGGUGCGAAAGUUACCGUAUCUCUGGGGGACAAUGGGUACGAGAGACGAUAUGAUCAUAUGUCUAUGCACACCUCACAGCACCUCCUUUCGGCCCUACUGGAGACGCGCUUGAACUUACCGACACUCUCGUGGUCUCUGACUAGCUACCCCAGCCCAUGCUAUGUUGAAGUCCCGCGGGGUAUGACACAAGAAGAGAUCGCAUCUAUCCAGGCCGAAGCCAAUCGUCUCGUUUUUGAAGGCCGUAAGGUGCACGUCGAGGUCGAGGAGCUUGAUGUGGCACAAGAGCAAGCAAAACCCGUACAAAAGUUAGAGAGCGGGCGAGCGGUGGGUAAAGGACUUCCAGAGGACUACACGGGGGGAGUCAAACGCGUGGUGAUCAUUGACGGCGUCGACAAAAAUCCAUGCUGUGGAACGCACCUCCCCACGAUUCACAACCUCCAGCUCUUCCUUGUCCCACACACCGAAGCCCUCGCACGCUCAUCCACCACGACCGCGCGUCUGUACUUCCUCUGCGGCCCGCGCCUCAUCGCCCACCUCACAUCCACGCACACCCUUCUCGCAUCUACCGCGGCAAUUAUGAGCUGCGGCCCUCCCCUCGUACCCGAACGCGUCAGCCAGGUCGUCGACGAGCGCAAAAAGGCGGAGAAACGUGUCUCGGACACCGAGCAGGAGCUUGCAGAACACAUUGCACGGGACCUGGCAACAAAAAUCAGCACCUCUGAAGGCUCACCUUUCAAGUUCCAUCUGCACCGAACGGAUGAUACGAGUAAUGCGCUUGGGUUCCUGUCCUCAAUUGCAUUCGCCCUGACCGCCGCUGCCGAACCUUCCCGACCGUACGUGGUCGUGCUGAGCUCGUCGCCGACUACUCAGACAGCCAGCUCUGUUUCGACUGUUUUGGUGCUUGGAACCACCGAUUCGAGUGUGAAGGCGGCGGGCGACGGGCUGAAAUCGAAGCUGGGUGUCAAGGGUGGGGGUAAAGGUCCUCGAUGGAGCGGCAAGUUUACCGGGGUGUGGAAAGCAGGGAAGGAGGAUGUCGUGGUGCAAGAGGUCCUUGAUAGCAUCUGA
Psilocybe cubensis is the source of this 1524-nucleotide messenger RNA. RefSeq lists its product as uncharacterized. The record is from RefSeq and is a predicted model, not a curated record. The coding region runs from base 1 to 1524 and encodes 507 amino acids. NCBI's taxonomy places the organism in Eukaryota, Fungi, Basidiomycota, Agaricomycetes, Agaricales, Agrocybaceae. Gene Ontology annotation, molecular function: Ser-tRNA(Ala) deacylase activity; nucleotide binding. The transcript has 4 exons. Gene Ontology annotation, biological process: regulation of translational fidelity.